Messenger RNA from Andrographis paniculata, 866 nucleotides. RefSeq names its product non-specific lipid transfer protein GPI-anchored 31-like. Gene Ontology annotation, molecular function: lipid binding. The coding region runs from base 104 to 661 and encodes 185 amino acids. NCBI's taxonomy places the organism in Eukaryota, Viridiplantae, Streptophyta, Magnoliopsida, Lamiales, Acanthaceae. The record is from RefSeq and is a predicted model, not a curated record. Gene Ontology annotation, biological process: lipid transport. The transcript is spliced from 3 exons.
CUCUUUCUUCCCUGCAUAAAUUGCAACUGCAUUCUCCGUUUCCUGUGUAGUUUUUUCUCUGUUAUCUUACUACUACUACCCAGACGGAGCGUAGAUAGCUACGAUGGGGUUCAGAUUCUCGCUUCUGUGUGUUUUAUUUGCUCUUUCAGCUGCGGCGGUGUCGGCCGCGCAUUCCGCGCCGGCGCCGGCGGUGGAUUGCACAACGCUGGUGAUGAACAUGGCGGAUUGCUUGUCGUACGUUACAGUCGGUGGGAACGCGAAGGAGCCGGGGCGUGACUGCUGUAAUGGCCUCGAAUCGGUGCUCAAAACCAACGCCGAGUGCCUCUGCGAGGUGUUUAAGAACAGUGCUCAGUUAGGAAUAACGCUGAAUGUGAGCAAGGCGAUGAAUCUGCCGGUUGCCUGCCACAAAUCAGCGCCUUCUUCUCUUCGCAACUGUGCUGUAAGCGUUGCGCCGGGUGCUGCCCCAGCUCUUUCUCCAGUGCCAUUGUCCCCGAGCCCGUCGUCGAUUGCUGAGGCUCCCGCUUCUGGAUCCGGCGAUACGGAAGUUCCUCCCGUUCCGGCUCCAUCUCCCGGCAGCUCGGCCUCGUCUGCCCUAACCAUUACUUACAUCAACUUCCUGGUCUCCACCAUUGUAGCUGCUGCAUCAUUUGCUCUAUUUUGAGAGCAUUUAGUUGUCCCAUUCCCAUUCCAUUCCCAUUUUGGUUGAGAUGAUGAGAACCGAGUGAUUGAGUUUAUGGCUAUGUAUUGUAGUCUCACUCUCUCUAUGUAUUUUUAUGUAUCCCUUUUAGGUAUGUUGACUUGAGACAGCGGUACAUAUAUGUAUGUAUCUAUCUUUACAAUAUGUGAGGGAUGAGACUUUGCAUUGA